Messenger RNA from Protopolystoma xenopodis, 429 nucleotides. NCBI's taxonomy places the organism in Eukaryota, Metazoa, Platyhelminthes, Monogenea, Polystomatidea, Polystomatidae. The record is from the annotation of a GenBank genome assembly.
AUGGCAGACGACUUCGGACUCGGUGCGUUCUACAUAUUCCCCCUGACUAUAGGACCAAGUUGCGACAACGAGGUCAACCCACUUCUAGAAAGGUUAGUACGUUUUCACCGGAAUCGAAGGAGAUUGCCUCGGAAGCAGCGUCAGCAUGAAUGUUCCAGUAAAGCAAAUCGACAGCUGGCCAAGAGGAAUCCGCCAUCGUCUUCCGGUGGAAUCGACCUUCAAACCUCUUCAACAAACGCUUCCACUCGAAAUGGAAUUAGAGCCUUGAACCGGAUUUCACUCACUCAAAGUAGGUCCGCCUGUCGCGACGGCUACUGCUUCUUUGAGUUGACCCGCCGGAUAGCCCCCAUCGAGGAUGAGUUGUUCAAUAAACUCGAGAUGGCCGAGGCGAGCUUCGAAGCAGAUGUGCUUGUCGAUGAUCUGCUUUAG